This is a messenger RNA of Aedes aegypti (yellow fever mosquito), 1668 nucleotides long. RefSeq names its product transcription factor 4-like. Bases 1 to 342 code for a protein of 113 amino acids. Gene Ontology annotation, molecular function: protein dimerization activity; RNA polymerase II cis-regulatory region sequence-specific DNA binding; DNA-binding transcription factor activity, RNA polymerase II-specific. Gene Ontology annotation, biological process: regulation of transcription by RNA polymerase II. Lineage: Eukaryota; Metazoa; Arthropoda; Insecta; Diptera; Culicidae. Gene Ontology annotation, cellular component: transcription regulator complex. The transcript is spliced from 3 exons. The record is from RefSeq and is a predicted model, not a curated record.
AUGGUUCUAACAAAGUUUUCAAAUUUCAUUCUAGAAUACGUAUCCGGGAUAUUCAACGAAGCACUGAAAGAACUGGGCCGCAUGUGCAUGUCGCAUCUAAAGUCCGACAAACCACAAACCAAACUCGGCAUACUGAACAUGGCCGUGGAGGUGAUCAUGACGCUCGAACAGCAAGUUCGGGAACGCAAUCUGAACCCAAAAGCCGCCUGCUUAAAGCGGCGAGAGGAGGAAAAAGCCGAAGACGGCCCCAAACUGCCCCCUCACAUACUACACCAAACGCCGUACCCCUCACUACCCGGCCCGCCGCCAAAUCUUCCCCACAACCCCGGGCCACCACAAUAGCAUAAUAACUUUAAUAACCUUAUUCGAAGAUAACACUGCAAGCAGCAUACAUGUACAUAUACUAGAGCAGCGGGAACCGUUGCAACAGCCGCAGCCACCGCAGCUUCUUCAGCAGUAGAAGAAGCAACAGCAGCAGCAGUGUCAAAAUCAACAGUAGUGGGUGAAUCGUGUGAGUGCUGGACGGGUGCCGAUUGGUGGAUGUGGUUGUAAGCGGGAAGAGUGAUUGAAUGGGUGAUCAGAAUGUGAGGAAGGUUUGUGACACUGAUCUGGAAAUGGGAACGAAAUAUUGCGCUAUCCUUUUAAGUAGCUGUCUGUAUUGUCAAUCGGAACGAGUAACGGAUUUUAGAGGAGAGGUAGAUCGAACGAUUCGGGAGGUUAAGGAAUUGAUCGGGGAGAUCGGGAACAGACUAGAAUUGGAGAAACAUACGCCGCGAACCCUUCCUCGUCAUGAGUUCAGUAAAACAACUAGAGAGUGCUAGGUAUUGAAAGUUAGAGAAGCUUAUUUUUAUUGUUAAUGAAGGAAUUAUAACAUCACAUCGAUCAGACUGUGUUUCACAUGUAGGAGUUUCAACUUUUUCAAAAAAUUUCGAAUUGGACAACUGGGGGUUAAGCAGUGUCGUUUUUUUUAACGGGAAUAGGGAUUAUUUUCGUGAACUCGUGUGAACCAAAAAGAAGAAUAAGGUUUGCCAAACAUAAUGGACUAAAUGGAAUGAGAUACUGGAAUUUUGAUCUGCUUGGAAUGUUCAAUUAUCAAUGUAAUCAAAUGUUUCAAACACAUCAAAGUUCGUCAUUGAUAUACAGUCUCUUCAAAAUCAAUAUCUCCUCAAAUUACUGUAUAUGCCUAAGUGAUCCUGUCAUGGAACGAGUCCCAAGGUUCCAAAGUCCUUAUGAGUUUUUACGAAGGGUUUAAAGAACUCCUCGAUGCUUGAUGGACGAAUAACCCAUCCGUUGAUUGUCUUUCCAACAAUAUUCUCCCUUCACCUACUUUUACUUUCCGUACAGUCAGUUUUCUUUCAGUCCAUGUAUUGACAAAUUAUGUGUUGUCAAUUACACAACAAUUCAUUUCCGUGUUACACGUUGUUGACGCACAUUCCAGCGUUUGUGAGGUCAGUGCCGUGAAAUGGCCAGCUGACGACGAACUUUUCUUCCGGACUUUCUGCCUUCUAGUAUUUUCCGCCUUUUGUUUCUUUCGGCCUUUUGGUGUUUUUGAACUCAGAUGCAUCACCGGCCACAAAAGCAUACCGCCUUCUAGUAUUCUGUCUUAUGGUUUGCCACAUUCUGAACUUCUUCCUUUAGGACUCAGCAAAAAUAUCGAUUCAGGGAACU